Messenger RNA from Melospiza georgiana, 240 nucleotides. RefSeq names its product prolactin releasing hormone (gene PRLH). The transcript is spliced from 2 exons. Gene Ontology annotation, biological process: feeding behavior; G protein-coupled receptor signaling pathway; response to peptide hormone. The record is from RefSeq and is a predicted model, not a curated record. The coding region runs from base 1 to 240 and encodes 79 amino acids. Lineage: Eukaryota; Metazoa; Chordata; Aves; Passeriformes; Passerellidae. Gene Ontology annotation, molecular function: prolactin-releasing peptide receptor binding; neuropeptide hormone activity.
AUGAAGCUGGGCGCCGCCUGCCUCCUGUGGCUGCUGCUGCUCUGCCUGAGCCUGCCCGCCACGCACGGCCGCGUCCUGGAGCGCUCCGUGGAGAUCAGGACCCCGGACAUCGAUCCCUCGUGGUACACGGGCCGCGGGAUCCGGCCCGUGGGGCGCUUCGGGCGGCGGCGGGCGCUGGGCGGGCCCGGGGCUGCUCUGCGGGGCUGCGCUGCUCCUGCCCGGCUGGAGCCGAGCCCCUGA